Electrophorus electricus (electric eel) is the source of this 776-nucleotide messenger RNA. It is a transcript of the gene rps19bp1, whose product is annotated as ribosomal protein S19 binding protein 1. Gene Ontology annotation, molecular function: enzyme binding. The record is from RefSeq and is a predicted model, not a curated record. Gene Ontology annotation, cellular component: nucleolus. NCBI's taxonomy places the organism in Eukaryota, Metazoa, Chordata, Actinopteri, Gymnotiformes, Gymnotidae.
AAAUGACCACAGCGUCAUGUGUAGGUAAUGAACCCGUCGACAGCUGCAUAGCGAAUCUAGUUAUUACAUAAACAAAAGUAAUAUUUUGAGUAGCUAGUGGUAGAGAAAAAGUUAACAAUGUCAAUUUCAGUGAUACGCAGGGGACUGGAGCUUCUGAGCAAUGACAUUAAAGAUGGUGGUAAGAGUCAGAAGAAGAGUUGUCAGAAGACGACAUUGAUGGAUCAGAUCAGCUCCAAUAAACAGGGUGUCAGGAAGCAGAUCCGUCAGCUGCAGGCUCACAGCCAAGCCAGGAAGAGCAAAGUGACCGUGAAAAACAAGAACGUCAAAAAUGCUUUGGAGGAGUACCGAAAGAAGCAGAAAAAAAGUCAGCUCAGUGCCAAUCUGGAGUACUUCCUGGGAACAAGCUAUGUAACGCAGGAACACCACACAAAGAAGAUCCAGCAGCAGAACACCGGCCGUCUCUCCCGUCACCAGCCGGAGCAGCCGGUCAGGAAACCAGCACAGGAAAAAUCCAUCUUCACAGAGGAGGAAUUCCAGAAAUUCCAGAAGGAAUAUUUUGCUAAUCUAUGAUCUUAGUCUGACGUAUUAUGGACACGUGAGAUGUCUGAUGUGGAGAAUUAUCCCAUUGUUCCAGCAAACUCUGGACAGUCCAGAUGGUUCCAAAUGCAGAUUUUUGAUUAUUUUCAUGUUCAUCAGUAUGUAAGGCUUCAUGUUUAUCCAUGUUGUUACUUGUGUUUUAAUAAUAAAUGUAUGCUUAGUGGCUUUGCCAAAAGGUA